Hydractinia symbiolongicarpus is the source of this 5794-nucleotide messenger RNA. RefSeq names its product myosin heavy chain, non-muscle-like. NCBI's taxonomy places the organism in Eukaryota, Metazoa, Cnidaria, Hydrozoa, Anthoathecata, Hydractiniidae. The coding region runs from base 410 to 5167 and encodes 1585 amino acids. The record is from RefSeq and is a predicted model, not a curated record. The transcript is spliced from 6 exons.
CGAGCCUUCGUAUACAAACGCUUUACAAAAACGUACACUUUUCGUGGGAUUCCCCUCAUUCUAAAGAAUAAAAAGAAAAAACCUCAAUGGAGGAGAGUGUAACUCUCCGCAUUGGGUGUUUGUUUGCUACUGUCAGUUCAUUUUUAUCACAUUCUUGAGCGAUCAGCUCACAUUAAAAGAAGUUUUGUUUUUAUUACCACAACAAUGUCGAAGAUCUAUCGACAGUAAUUAUUUUUAUUGUUAUAAGUUAACCUACCAAACUAAAAUAGACAUGUUUUAAUUACAGUGUGAAAAACUAAUCAUUGGAGAAAAGUUGACACGGUAAAUUUAUUUCUUAAGUAUAAAAUAAUAUUUUUCUAUCAUGUUUGCUUUACAUCAACUGGUUUGAAAAGAAUAGUUAUCAUAAAAAAUGCCUCCAUGGCCGAAUGGGAAUGUGCGUUUUAAUAGUAACUCUCAGCAUAUUCCACCGCAUCAGCAGCGGUUGAGACCUCCACUACGACAAAAGUAUUCACAAACGUCUCUUCGACAACCUAUUCAACUACGGGCACAUAACCGACCACCAAUUAAUCGAGCAAAGUUUGGUAAACCACCCCAACGUGGCAAUUUUACGCCCUUGCGCCGUCCAGUGACGAAUCAACACCGAAAUACUGAAACAUUUCGCUUCGAACGAGAAAGUUUCACAAACAGAGGAAGAGGUCGCGGGUACAACAGAUUCGAUCGAAAGAGCCUAAAUGGAAAUGAAAGAAUAUACCAUUUUCGAAAAGACAAUUUUUAUGAGGAAAGGCAUCGGGAAUACGAGAACCAACAUCGUAAUACUGGAUAUCAUCAACGUGGGAGUGUUCAUAAACAUCAUUUAAAUGACCCGAAGACGUCUAAUCUUAUACCCAAUGACUUUUUUAGCAAUAGACGUCCCGAAAUAUAUAAAAAAGAAAUAGAUUAUUCGCCUGUCAUAAAGGUUAGAACCCGCAACAGCUCAAUUAAUGUUGAAAAUAAUGAAAAAAGAGAGACUGCACACGAUUACUUUCAAGAUUCUGCUAAUACGUGCAUUUCACACUGUGAAUCUCUCAAAGACAGUUGUGGUGCACAAAAUAACCUCAAUGAUGGAGAUCAAAAUCAAAUUGGUGAGAUCGAUGAAGAUCAACGACAAAUUAAUCAAAGCGAUAGUGAACAAAAUAUUCAAAAUGAUAAAAAUCGAGAACAUGUUUAUCCAAACGGUGGAGAUCAAGAACAAAAUAAUCAAGACGAUGAAGUACAAAAAGAAAGUAAUCAAGGCGAAAAAACAACAGUGGUGAAAGUAAACAAUGAUAAAAAUAUUGAUAGUAUUUACAAACCAGAGAAACUCGAAAAUAUGUCACAAACGAAAACUUUAUCAAUAAAUCCCGAAAAGGAUAAGCAAGGUGUCAUAUUUCAAGAAAUAACCCCGACAAGCACUACAAUUCGGGAAAAGUCGGCGGAUAGUGAGUUGAGCGUGCCUCAUGACUUCUUAGUGACUAAUUCUACAAGAGAUAAAACGCUACCAAGAAAUUCUUUAAAUCCGAGUACCGAAUGUACGGCGAAACAUUGUUUUGUGGAGAAGGACAACGGAGAAGUUACAGGCGCGAGUACACGUCACGACGCGAGUGAAAGUCGUGGUUCAAUUGAUCAAAAAACCAACAACAAAAUGGAAACUUUGAAUUUAACGAGUAGUAUUACGAAACAGGUUGAGGACCUUAGAAAAUCAAAAGUCCGGGGGUUAAUGCACAUGUUAGGAAAAUCUUCACUCUUACUUCGAAGUAAAGGGCAUUAUAAUCAUAUUAAAAAAUAUAAGACAAUUUUACCCAGCGAAAAUAGAAAGAAAACUGAUAGCACGAGUUGCAAUAGGACACCCAACGUAGCCACAACAGAAAUGGUCAAUCCGCGAAAUCUAAAAAGAUCGCACGGUAACGAACAUUCUCGCGAACGCUCGUUCGAGAAGAAGCAAAGAAAACAUUUAGCAGAGAAUAACAAGCCGCGUAAAUAUUAUGCGAGACGAACGCCGCAAAGAAGCGUGAAAGUUCGUAAAACAUCAACAGAACCUCAUGAAUCAGGAAAAAUAUUUUUACACAACGAAGGAACUGACAGGGAGAGCAAACAUAGUGAUAUAUCCAAUAGCACUCACGUGAAGGAGCAAGAUGGAAAUGGUACAGCUCAUCCGUUUUCCAAACACGAAAAAGGCCCAUGCAAUAGACAGGCUAAUGCAGACCAAUAUCAGCACGAAAGUGAUUUCUCAGGUAGAAGAACUGAAGUGAAUAAUCGCAAGAGAACUUGCAUAAUUAAUGCAGAUAAUGAUAAAGAAGAAUUUUACGCUAAAGAAAACGAACUUAGUACUGUCAUAGCUAGCAAUGCAUGUAAAGAGACAGAAGGUCAUGAUCUUGUAUGCAAGGCAAAGGACAAUGAGCAUGGCAAUAUCCUUGUUCAAGCUAAAAACAAGGAAUAUGAGCAGUAUAGUAGCCUAAAUGGGGCUCAUAUUGAUAACAUUGAAACCAUUGACCCACUUAAAGAAUAUAAUCGUUCAAAUACACCGCGUUUACCACGACAAAAGAGAAAAACCCAAUCAUCUGUAACUGAAACAUCGUAUCUCAAACAAAAACUACCGGAUAAAACAAAUCUAUUAAUAAAAACAAAUGAACAAGACUUAUAUAUUCAAAAAGAUAGUCUAGCUGUUGCGAGCGAAUCCCACAGCAGUGAUGCAAAUGUGCCUUUCUCGAGAACGAAAGGUAGCCUCGAUAUGGACACGACAAAAAAUGAGAUACACGAGAAGAAGUUUUGUAGUAAGGCGAUUGAGAAAAUUGUUAAAUUGACUGAUAAGGCAAUUGAUUUAGGGGACGAUGCUUGGUAUAGUAACGAGAAUAGAAAUCUUGUUGGAGAGACAACGAAAGCGAAAUAUACAACAGAAAGUAUAGCCGAUAAAUUGAAAGAGCUAAGAAAUGAAACAAGAGAUCCCUCGAUUAAAUCUAAAACUUUUUAUAAUGAGAAAAGUGUGCUAUACGAAACAACAAAAAAUAUCGGAGAUAAAUCGGAAGAAUUACGAAAUGAAUCGAUUGAUCUGCCGUGUAGAGCAAAAGACUCUCCUAAUGAGAGAAGAGUACUCAACGAAAUAACGAAAAAUAUCGUUGAAGAAUCGAAAGAAUUACGAAAUGAAACAAUUGAUCUGCCGUGUAGAGCGAAAGAGUCUCCUAAUGAGACAAGAGUACUCAACGAAAUAACAAAAAAUAUCGUUGAAGAAUCGAAAGAAUUACGAAAUGAAACAAUUGAUCUGCCGUGUAGAGCGAAAGAGUCUCCUAAUGAGACAAGAGUACUCAACGAAAUAACGAAAAAUAUCGUUAAAGAAUCGAAAGAAUUACGAAAUGAAACGAUCGAACUUCCGUGUAAAGCCAAAGACCGUCAUAAUGAAUCGAGAGUGAUACAUCAAACAACGGAAAAUAUCAAAGAUAAUUCGAAAGAUUUACGAAGUGAAACGAUUGAUCUUCUGUGCAAAGCCCAAGAUUUUUAUAAUGAGGCAUGGAAACUGAAACAUGCAACAAAAAAUAUCGCAGAUAAAUUGAGAAAAUUACAAAAUGAAACGGGUUAUGUUUCACCUAAACCCAAAGAUUCUCAUAUCGAAACAAAAAGACCAAAUCAUGCAACGGGAAAUAUCGAAUAUGAAGGAAAAUUUUUACGAAAUAAAGCGACAAAUUUUCUGUGCAAAGCUAAAUAUUUUAAUAAUAGAACAGGAGAAGUAUAUUAUGCAACGAAAAAAUUCGCAGAUAUAUCGAAAGAAAUACAAAGUGACACGAAAGAUCUUUCGUCUACAACCAUGGAUUUUUACAAUGGGACAAGAGAACUACACUAUUCAACCAAAAAUAUCGAAGAUGAACGAAAAAAAUUACAUAGUGAAACAGCAGAUGUUGAAUUUAAAGUCGAAGAAUUUAAAGAAAAGACAAAGGUAUCGAACAAUUCGACGAAGGACAUCGAAAAUAAAAUAAAAAAAUUAGAAAAUGAAAAGACAGAUCUUCUGUAUAAAGCAAAAGUCUUUUAUUACAACACACGAUCGCGAAACCUUGACGAUAAAUCAAGAGUUAUACAAAAUAGGGUGACCGAUCUCCCAUGCAGAGCGAAAUAUUCCCGUGACAAGUCAAGUAUAGAAAAUGAUACAGAACAACACAUCUCAGAUAAACCGAAAGAAUCAUGGGAUGAAGCUACAAGUCUUUUACGUGAAGCAGAAUGUCUUCAUAACGAAGCAAUAUCACUAAAUCACACACCUGAAGAGAUCGAGGAUAAAUUAGAAGAAUUGGAAAGUAAAGCAACAGAUAUUCCAUGUAAAGACAAAAAUUUCAGUAAUGAGGCAAUUAAUUAUGAAUUAAAAGAUACAACAGGGGGUUUAAAUAAUGGCGCUGGAUCACCAAACCAAACAGCGAAACACAUUGAUAAAUCGACGAUAUUACGAACUAAAAUGACAAAUUUUUCGUGUAACAUCAAGGAGUUUAAUAACGACACAAUAGUACUGAAUUCUAGAACAAAAAACAUAGAAGUUGAGCCAAAAGGAAUAAGACAUGAAGGGACAUACCUACAGUGUAAAGCUGCAACUCUUAAUAUCGGAGAUAAAUUAAAAGAUUUACGAACUGAAACAAAAUUUCUCUCACGUAGAGCCAAAGAUUUUUGUACUGGAGCAGAAGAACUAGGUUGUGCAAACAAAGACAUCGAAGAUGGCUUAAAUGAAAUACAAAAUAAAACAGACCUCGAUUGUAUAUCAGGUUGUGAAACAGAGGAUUUCAAAAUCAAGACAGCAGAUCUAAAACUCAAAACGGCAAAUGUCAAUGAUAAAUCGAGCGAUAAGGUUAAUGAAACUAAUUUUCUGGUAACUGAUGUUGAUAAUAAAAACGCCAAAACAUCACAACAAAACGAUUCACUCGUAGAGAACAAUCUUGUAUCAACAGAAGUUAGUUCAAGCUGUAAAGAAGGUAGCUGUUCACAAGGAAAGUCUAUUAUCCUCAAGACAUUUAAAAACGACGUAUCUAACAUAGCAACCGCAGUGAAAUUAUUGAUUAGAAAAAGACCUGAACUAGAUGAAGUAUUGACUGGAGCAUGCAAAGAAAUCCUCACUGAAAUGAGUGAAGCUGUUCAGAAAAAAGUGGCGAAUUACGAUGCAUCUAACAUCUCUACAAUUUAGCCACUUUCUGUUUUUUUUUUUAUAAAAAUCUUAGUUAAGCAACAAAGAAUAACAACGUGGAGAUUCUGUUUUGAAUGUAUGGUUUUUCGCAAAAAAAAUAAAUAAUAAAAAAAGGUGCCCUUCGGCUUUUCUUUUAAAAAACUCUCCUUAAAUCUUUUUUUGAAAAAAUUCUGCACGCAAAUAAAAAAACUAAAUUCUAAAAAUCUUACGCGAAAAUAAAUCUUUAUUUUUGAAAAUUUUUCCUUGCCUAAAGUUAAUUUAAAAAGAAAGAUAAACUGCAUCAUUAAAUCAGCCUAUUGUCUCUGCAAUGGCUGCUAUAUGAUGAUUGUCCGCAACCGCAACCGUUUUUUUUAUUUUUUCAAUCGCAGGAACGUAAGUGUCCUUGAUUAUCGAAGUCAUUGAAGUUAAUGUUACUUUAUAAUUCUGUUUAAAAAUCGUUACAACAAAGUAUACAUAUUUGAGUAUAUUUUGGUGCUAUAUUUAUAUGUUGUUUUCAACAAUUUAAAGUUUAUAAGGAAGAUUUUUUUUUUAUAUUUAUCUUCAUCGUCUACGUAAAUAAUAAUAAAAAUAUAUGUUGCACACAAAAAUGUUAAUAAUAUUUUUAUUUAUCAAUACGAACGUAAAUAG